This is a messenger RNA of Paramuricea clavata, 7456 nucleotides long. NCBI's taxonomy places the organism in Eukaryota, Metazoa, Cnidaria, Anthozoa, Malacalcyonacea, Plexauridae. The record is from the annotation of a GenBank genome assembly.
AUGACUAUAUCGAGGUUAAUACAGUAUGUAGGAGAUUAGUACAAGGUGUCCGGCUUGAAUGCCUGGUCUAUAGAUUAUGGUGUGCCCAAAAAUUUAAUUUUGUUUUACCAUCUCCAAUUUAUGAUAAAAUUAAUCGUAUACGAAGCUUUCUAAUUGGGCAAACAAAGAUAUGAAACGACUUCAAACCAAUACUGGGAAUGGUGCGAGACUCGAUAAACAUUCUGUGCAUGUUUCUAAUUCAAGGAUGCAAAAAUGCUGGCAUUAUCCCUCCCUCCUCCCCCCAUCCAACAGCUCCGCGGUCACUGUCCGGUUUUAAACCGGAACCUAAACUAAACAAACUGUAUUUACAGCAAUUUGCAUACAAGCACAAACCGCAAACAUUUUCGCGCGUUUUUUUACGUUUGGAACGGGGCGUUUACCGUUGGAAACUGAAAUGUAUUCACCUCUCAUGUGACGUGUCACAAAAGCCUUAAGCUAUUUUUGGCGCAACUGUCAUGUUUUGAUGUGCCUCCGUGCACGUUUCAAUAUUUCCAAGCCCAUGAUAUUACGUUCUAGUCACAAAAAGUAUGAAUAUAAACAAGUUUGGUCGCUCUUACUAUAUCGUGAGCUUGGAAAUACUGAAACGUACACGAAAGCACAUCAAAACAUGAAAAAUAACUGAAUUAGGCUUUGCACUGUAACACGUCACACGAGCAGUGAAACAUUUCUGUUUCCAACGGUAAACGCCCCGUUUCAAACGUAAACAAACGCGCGAAAAUAUUUGCGGUUUGUCCUUGGAUGCAAAUUGCUGUAGCUGCAUGGAUAACUCUAUCAUAUCUAUAAAUUUCGAUGUUCCAGCUUUAUUACUUGGAACAUAGAGAGAACCAUGCGGCGUUCACACUUUUCACACGCGAUUGAGGUGAAUAUCAGAGUUUUCUCCCCAUUUUCCACUUGCAUCUCUGCAUGAUAUUUUCUUAAAAUUUUCUGUAGGUUACCGUCUAAGCGACAAUGUAAUCAGUGAACACAACACACUGAAUUUCUUGAAAUGUUCUCUAUACUGUCUCAGAAAACCUUCUGACUGUAAAUCAAUCAAUUACAAAGCGAGAAAACAUCAACAUCCUUCCACCAACUGUCAGCUCAACAACGCCACGAAAACAAAACAUCCUCAGAAUUUGCAGGCUGAUAAAAACUAUGAUUAUUAUGAACCGCUGGAAAAGGUAUUUUUUAUCAAUUUUCUGUAAACAUGGAAAACAAAGCAAUAUAGGCAAGCAAUAAAUUUUUAUGUUCGUUCACAAAUAAAACGAAGAUGUUGAUCAUGUAUCCACGAUUUUGCAAUGCAUGUAAACGUUUCGCAAAAUCGCAUGCCGAAAGAAAUCAUUAUUGGAUGGCUCACUCGCGUAAUUUGAUCGUGUUCAACCGUGUUUACCAUGCACAUACUAAACUCCGAUUAGGAGGCAAAAUGAAUUUUCUGUCGUCAUUUGCCAGACUAUACAACAGCAUAUAAUAACCUGCUAAUGAGAAGAUCGAAUUCAAGUAUUAAAAAGUGGUUGAAAUUAAUACAUUAAGUUAUUAGAUUACCUGCUAACCGGCAGGUUCUGGCUUAAAUUAUGUAUUUCGGUCAGUGAAAAUGUACGUCGGCCAAAGCAUAUAUUGACAGUGCGAAUAAUAUUUAUCGCCCAUCAGCUGCUAGCUAUAACACAUGCGCAUAUACAAAUACUCACACUCAUAAUAUAUCUGCACAAGCCCAUGAUACAACACUAAGACUUUACAUUGCAAAGUUUUGUGGAUACUUUAACACUAAUGUAGUUUCGCAUAGAAAACGUGAUUUACUUUUGAAUCUUAUUGUGCUCUGACCCUCACCGUUCUGCUGAUAAACGUUCAAUCUAUACCCCAUAAAAUUACAAAAUUAUAAAAUGUCAUUUCUCCGUUUUUAUCAAAACUACUGAAGAGUUUUGAUGUUUUAGCAAAAAAACUAUAUUUUAUAUAAUUCCCUUGACGGCUGUCAUUUUGAUUUAAAAGAAUUACAGCCGGCAACGAAAAAAAAGAAAAAAAUAUAUGUUGUGUUAUAAAAUGGUUGUGUUAUACUGUAGGCUAUACCUAUAUAGUUAACAUUAAUUUAGUCCUUUGGGUUUUGCUUAGCUAUUCACAGCAACGUUGAAACUAUAUUUUUAAUCAACGAUUUCUUUAGAUAGUUUCUCAGAGAUAGGAAUCGAAUGCGGAUAUUUUAUCUAAUAUUUCGAUGGUAUAUCACUUCAUAAUUCAAAAUUAAAUAUAUUUGUAUUGCAGAAAAUAGAAAAACAAGAACCAGUAAAAUAUGGUAUGAUAACUUGAAACACAUUUACCGCAAUGAACAGGGUAAUCGUUGGCGGUUAGCUUAAGAUUAGGUUGAGGUUAGGUUGAAGUUAUAGUUUGACAUUAUGCUGAGCUUAGGUUGAAGUCCGGUUGUGCUUAGAUUGAGGUUAGAGGGAGGCUUGGUUGAGCUAAGUUUGAGGUUAUAGUUCGAGGUUACGUUGGAGUUAAGUUGAAGUUAAGUCGAAAUUAGAUUGAGAUUAGCUCGAGCUUAAUAAGUGAAAAUGCAUGAGUGAGGUUAAGGUUAAGGAUAGAGGUUAAGUUACUAUAUUGUCAGUAAAGAUGUAUUAAUGUACUUUUCCUUUUCAGCAAAAAGUUGUAAUGACCUGUUCAAAUCAGGCAAGACAACCACCGAGGUUUAUACAAUCGACCCGGACGGCCUGGGAGCUUUUCGCGUUCGUUGUGAUAUGGAGACCACUCCAGGGAGGGGUUGGACUAUAUUCCAAAGGCGUGUAGAUGGUUCUGAGGACUUUUACAGAAACUGGACUGAUUACAAAACUGGAUUUGGCAAUUUUUCUGGGGAAUUUUGGCUCGGUUUGGACAAGAUUCAUCGUCUCUCAGCCAGUGGGCAGAAUGUACUGAGAGUUGACCUCGAAACAUUUGAAGACGAGACAGCUUAUGCAAUUUAUAAAUCAUUUUCUGUGGGAAAUGAAAGCGAAGGUUAUAUUUUGAAUGUUGGUAACUACUCAGGUACUAAUAAAUAUAUAGCUAUAUAAAUCCCUUGAAUGCAUGUAUCCAGAAAUAAUUCCGUCAAUUAGAUUGAGGUGCCUCCUUCGUAAUUGGCAAUUUCCACUAUAGAAUUGUUACAAUUGCCAAAGCGAACGAACUGCUUUCUCUCUGAAAUGUAGCUUUCAAACCAGUUAAGGGCUUUACCUGAAACCCCAAUAUUGCUUAGACCAUUGAAAGUGGGCGGUUAUUUGUAGAAACUUGAUGGUCACCUGCCUUGAAGAGUGGUAUAAUUUCUGCUAUUUUCCAGCACUCAGGGAAUGCCGAGGUGGUAAAUGAGUUAUUAAUAAUGUAUGUCAAUAGGCCGAGUAUGACCGGGAGACAAUCCUUAAUAAUCCGCAUGCUAAUUUUGUCUGGUCCUGAGAUUUGGAAUUUCUCCGCAAUGGAAUGCUCUCUGUGGCUUUUUUUGCUUAAAAUGUUUAAUGACGUUAUGCAAUAACAAAGGUUAACAGCUAGGGAACCAAGCCUCGUUACGUCGGCACAUCAUGUGACCAAAAGGGGGCCGGGCGAGUAUGUAACAAGAGGUUGGCCGCGCAUUGGUGGUAUUAGUAAUCAUUGUGCGUUGGAAGCGUAGUAAACGUAUUAGGAACAAAUCCCGUUCAUUAGCCAGAGAAUUACUCUUCGAUGACAGGGCGAAUUCAGAUCUUCGAAGCAAAAUUUCUGCAUUUUAGGACUAGACGAGUUUAGCCAAUAGAUAUUGUUGUGAAGUAAAUGACUUUAUUUAAACUUAAACAGUUGCCUACAAAUGUAAGGCUUUAACUAACAAAAAUAUGGCGGUCAACUAAAAUAAUAUAAACAAAUGUACCACUCGAGUGCGGGCUCCCAAUACAGGUGACCCACAGUACUUCAUGUAAUGUUACAACAUUCACCCCAUCGUUUAAAUGUGUUCAAAUGUUAAGUCUAUCCGUUACAACAUUCACCCAAUCGUUUAAAUGUUAAGUCUAUCUGGCGGACGACACACCCGCUCAGAGCGUCGUAAAGGUGGAUGCGCCUCUACCGUAGAGAUGGGCGCCGGUUCCGCACGGGAACUGUCUUCAGUUGACACUGGGAUUGCUUCCGGCGACACCGGAGCUAUUUCAGAGGUUGAUGUAGGGGUCGAUAUCGGAAGCUGAGCUGGCUCUGACAGGACAACUCUUGCUGGCCUCUGGGAGCCAGGUGCUUUGUGGCAACGGUAGUCUCCCUUCCAUUCGGAUAGCGUAUAUAAGCAUAUUGACGAUUCGCUUGAAGUAGCUCUACCUCGUCGACAAGAGGAUCUGUCUUGCUGGCACGGACGUGACGCUUGAGGAAAACAGUGCCAAUGUGGCUAGCCAAGUGGGGAUGGAAGAGCCUGUAGAUGAUCUUCUUGGAAAACUGAAGAAUCGUUCGUGUGGUGUCUCAUUAGUUGCUGUGCAUAGGAGGGAACGAAUAGAAUGCAAGACAUCCGGGAAAACGACUUGCCAGUGCUUUGUUGGCAGAUUCUUGGAUCUCAAUGACUUAAUGGUUGCUUGCCAUACCACACCAUUGUACUUCUCAACUUGACCGUUACCUUCUGGGAAAUAGCUAGUCGUUCGGCUUGUGGCAAUUCCCUUAUCUGCGAAGAAAGCUCGUAACUCCUGACUCAUGAAGGCAGCACCACAGUCGGAGUGAACGUACGCUGGCAUUCCGAAGAGGGAAAAAAGAGUAACUAGGCAUUGAUAACUGUCGUUGUGGAAACAUCGGGACAUGGGAAAACAAAUGGGAACCUAGAGUAUUCAUCAAUGACAUUCAGAAAGUACUUGUUCCCGUUAAUGGUGGGUAGUGGACCUUUGAAAUCUAUGUUGAUUCUUUCAAAUGGUCGAGUGGCUUUGAUGAGAGGGACCUUUUGAGGCUGGUGGAACUGUGGUUUACAUUCACAACAUACACGGCAGCUGCUUGUGACUUUCUUGAUUUCAUCCAAAGAAUAAGGCAGGUUCUUGGUUCGCACAAAAUGGUAAAGUUGGGUUACUCCUGGAUGACAAAGUGACUCAUGAAGCUUGUGGAGAGAAUCUUGUGUAGUGGUGGCGCAUGUGGUUCUGGAAAGGGUGUCAAGUGUCAGGUGGAAUGUUGUCCUUUCCAGGUCGAGUUUUGAUAACUUGAUCUUCUCUGAUACAAUCCUGCAUUUUCUGGAAAUGUCAAAAAUGCUACAAUGUGUACACAAUAUGCCAGCAAACAUAACAUUUCUCAUUAUUGUCGGUGGUUAACCGUCACGGUUAACCAUGGUUAAUCGUUCCGCGUGACGUGAAACCAGAGGUAGAUAUUCGCCGCAAAGCACGAUAUAAGAUUAUUUAAUACAACUAUACCGUUAGCAAGAGCAGAAGAUGCACAAUUAAUUUGUCUAAUGCAUUUUUUCACCAAGCCUUCUCCAAACUUUAAGUUUAUGUACUGCACAUGCAUGUUGGUUGCAUCAAAAGCACUUGCAAAUCUAUCUGGUUAAAUUAACAUAUAGUGUUGAUCAGCGUUUUUUUGUUUAUAAAAGCACACAUAGUCGAAAAAAAUAAUAUUUUGUGUCUCGUUUUGAAGCUUAAAAAUCUCGGCAGAAAGGAAUAUACAAUAUAGGAAAAUACAAUCGAAUAACUUCAUAUAGGUCCCCCCCCAUUCCCCCACCCAAUGUUGCCAUGAUUUUCCUGUCAUUUUAAACGUAGUUCAACAACAUUGUGUUGGGGGAGGGGGGGGAUGUUUUAGACAAAGUACAGGAAUUAAAGUACAAUUCAAACUCUCACAGAGGCAAAUUAAAAUUUUAUUAACAAGUUAUGUCCACGAUUGUAGAACAUGUCGGGCAAAAAGCUCAUUUUUGGGUUUGAUAAAAAGAGAUUCCAAUAUCUCCAUGGCAGCAUCAUAGUCUGUACUAUCUUCAAUGUGUUGGAAGAUUGUAGGAGAUACAAAGUUGGCUAAAACUGAUAGUUUGUCGAGGUUUGCUUGAGGUAGGACUGACAAAAAGUUCACGAAGGUUCACUUCCAGUGAAGCCAUUCUUUGGACGCCAAAUUGCUGCUAGGAUCAGUUUCAAAUCAUUCAGGUCUUAGAACCUUAUCCAUUUAUUUUGUUAGUUAAAUUGUUGUGAAGUAAAUGACUUUAUUUAAACUUAAAUAGUUGCCUACAAAUGUAAGGCUUUAACUAACAAAAACAUGGCGGUCAUGUACCUCUCGAGUGCGGGCUCCCAAUGCAGGUGACCCACAGUACUUCAUGUAAUAUUACAACAGAUAUAUAAUUCUUCUUAAUAAUUAUUCUAAUUAUGUAAUUAAUUUGUAAUUUGAGUCUGCAGUUCUAUAUGACUCGCGAGGACUCUAUAUUAUAAGGAGCAUGUUGUAAUUUGUUCAUGUGGCAAAAAUUCCAACACAAAAAACGUAACUGAAAUAGUUGUUGCACGAACAUAUAGAGUCUAAACGAAUAUUUUUUCCAGUAUAAACAUAAAUUCUAACCCAUUUGUGCCAUGUAGCUUAAUUCAUAAAUCGAGGAAACUAAAGAGUCAAAUGCAAUGUUUGUACAAGUGAAAUAAAGUCGAGGUUAUAUGCGCUCAUGCAAGAAAUAUUCAACUAUCAUAUUAUUGUGGAACAAUCCUUUCUCAUUGUUCUCUAUAAGUAGAAAAAAAAGCAUUGACUGAAUCAAACACGUUUAUUUAUAAUUACAUAUAUGUCGUUUUGAGCGGCGAAUUAAGCAAGUAAAUACGAAACGGUCCUUGUUCAAGUGAUGUCGAAUUUGUGAAUUUUUUCACUCCUAUGCCUUUCUGGUUUCACUUUUUUUUAAAGAAUGUGCAUGGUUAGUCGUUCUCACUGAAACUACUGUAUAUGCUCUGUGUGUGUUUCUUACAAGUUUUUUUCCUUUUCGUAUUUGUGUCAGUCAUCCUUCAGAUACGCCGGACGCGAUUGAGCAACGGGACGAAUCUUACAGUAUUCAAAAGUAAAUAAAAAUUAAGCAAAUCCUCGAAAUUUUAUAGCCCCCCCCCUAAAUAUUCGAAAAACCUAAACCAUGAUCAAAGUUAGCUAUCAGUGAAAAAUUAUAUAGCUAUGUACUUUUAUUCACUAAACACGCUGGUUCGUAACAAUUUUCCGAAAUUAUAACUAUGCAUGCAACAUAUGAAAAAUAAUCCUUUAGGUGUCUGUGCUUAUUAGCAAAUAUUUUCAUGUUAUUUGUGUCCGUAAAAAAGUGACGUAUUUUGAUAUAGGUAACGCUGGUGACUCCUUAAACCUUCACGAUGGUAUGAACUUCACAACGAAGGAUACUGAACAUGGCGAGUGUUCUCGAACGUACCUCGGAGCAUGGUGGUAUAGUGGCUGUCACGAGUCCAAUUUAAAUGGUUUCUAUUAUCUGGGUCACCACAGUUCUUUUGCUGAUGGCAUAAAUUUGUAUCACUGGAAAGGUUUCCAUUACUCCAUGAAAAAGACAACAAUGAAAAUAAAAGGAAUUUAA